UCGAAUGUAAACAUUUGCAAUAAAUUGUUACAGUAUCCUAAACCAGAAGCCGAGGAUCACACGUAGGAGUAGGCUAGUCAAUAAUCUUUACCAAGACUGACCCGAGGCAUCGUGUAUACAUAUAAAAUGAAUCUUCUCCGUUGUUUUGGCUGUUGCGCAUCGAAGCAGGAAAGUAAUGAGACGACUGAAUUCGGCAUGCUGGAUGGAGCAGGAGACGUGAGGGGCAAUUUUAAUGAGUUAGUGCUAGGAGGGAAUCGUAUGCCAAGACAUGUGACCGGAUCGGUUAGUUUGUGUGGAUGGGAGCAAACAGGAUGUGGGGUUGACGUGAUCGACUGGGAUGAAACCCCGUUUGAGAGGAGCUUUCAAAGCAAAUUGGCCCAGGCUAGACAAGGGGUCAUUGCUUUACGGUCUCAGUGUGUGGCAGAAACAGCAGAUAAUGUUUUGUCCACAAAGAUUAGACAGCAGUUUGCCAACAUAGACAAAGUGGAAGACAUCAUAAAUGGGCAGAUAAAGAAAGCAGCUGUUAUGCGUGAACAAAUGCAGCAAACGAAGGCGAGAUUGAAACAGAGGCAAGACCAGAUGCAAGAGGGUCAGAACGGUAGCGGGCCUGACAGUGCAGAGGAAACUAGGCAAGAAUACAAAACUGUGGAAGAGAUGGAGUGGCAUCUUGAUAAAAUGGAAGAGAAGAUGUUUGCUGACAAAAGAAGACUCGAUGAAAUGCGAUUUGAGGAACAAGUCUUCCGAAUUUUUGAGAAUUCUUGUGAAUCGACAGCAAAUGUUGAGGCAAUGGAAGAGUUUGGCCCAACAGAAAAAGGCAACAUUGAAAAAGGACUUGAUGAAGGUCUUUGUUGAUGUUGUGGACGCUCUAGGUGAUUAUGCCUAUUAUGACUACACUGAAGAGCCAGCGGCAGCGGCAUCUGAUUAUGACUUAAGCUGGUUGUCAGAUCUGCUCGACGAGAAUAGAGAUGAUUGUGAACCCAAUCCCUGUGAGAAUAAUGGUACCUGUGAAGUCAAGGCCAAUGGUGGCUACAAAUGCUUAUGUGUACCAACUUACAGGGGGAAACGCUGCGAGAUAUACGUAAGUCCCUGUAAGAAGGGCAACUGUGGUCGUGGUGAGUGUGUGCUGAUUAAGACAGCUCCCUUCUACGAGUGCAAAUGUACAGCCCCGUUUCGACCCCCAGACUGCAGAAAAGCUGCAGCCUGCAAACAGAAUCCUUGCCUAAAUGGGGGAAGUUGCCAAAAGGGACGAACCAGAUCUCAGUUUACCUGCCUCUGCCCUCUUGGCUACAGUGGAAAGCUCUGCCAAGUCGGCCCAGACGACUGCUAUGAGGGAGAUGGACAAUCGUACCAGGGUUUUGUGAGUGAGACGAUGGACGGUCACGACUGUCUGCCCUGGAACUCUCACCUUAUGAGAGACGGCGGCUUUGAUCUGGACACUAUAAGUGGCCUGGGUCCUCACAGUUACUGCAGAAAUCCUGAUGGAGAGGACGCCCCCUGGUGCUUCAUCAAGAUAAAGAAGAUGUUAGACUGGAAUUUCUGCAAUGUGACUAGGUGCUCUGGAACCACAGCCUUACCCAUGGUACCGGUCACUCCUGAAAUCGUCAACCCUCUUGGCACCCAGGCUCCCUCCACGCAGCCAUUUGCCCAGUGUGGCAAGCCUCAGCCUAGUGCCAUGACCCCCAGGAUCUUCGGGGGCCACAAGGUGAUGCCGGCGACCCACCCCUGGCAGGUUUCGCUGCAGGUCAGGCGCAAGCGCAGCAGGGACGAGUUCAGACACACGUGCGGGGGGAUCCUCAUCGACUCGUGCUGGGUCCUCACAGCCGCCCACUGCAUUAACAGGAUGAUGGAGAUGCAGGUGGAGGUGGGUGGUAUCCAUAUUGAGAAGAAGGAGGACUCAGAACAGAUCAUCCCUGUGGAGGAUUUCAUAGUUCAUGAGAACUAUAAGGAGACUAAAGAGGCUCUGUUCAAUGACAUUGCUCUUCUGAGACUGAAGGGUCCGGAGGGCCAGUGUGCCAGAGAGACCAGGUUUGUGAAGACGGCCUGCCUGCCUAGUGGACCGCUACCAGACUCCUCUGAGUGCUACAUAUCAGGAUGGGGAGAGACAGAGACAGAGUAUUACAGUACGAGGCUCCUGGCAGCCAAGGUGCGUCUGAUUUCGCAGGAGCGCUGCACAGCUCCUCAGGUCUAUGGUGACAGGCUGGACGACAGCAUGAUCUGCGCUGGGAGAAUGCAAGGGGCAGUGGACACCUGUCAGGGUGACUCUGGGGGCCCUCUAGUCUGUCAGAAGGAUGGUGUCCACUAUGUUUAUGGUGUGGUCAGCUGGGGUGAUGCCUGCGGUUUGAAGAAUAAACCUGGAGUUUAUGCCCGCGUCACCAAGUUUGUUGACUGGAUCAACUCCAACAAGCAAAAGAUCAAAAUGUGAAUCAAAGUAUAUGUGAGAGAGUAAAAGAGACUAAACACAAUAAGUGUGUGUGUGUGUGUGUGUGUGUGUGUGUGUGCUUGUGCGUGCGUGUGCAAUGCAUGUGUGCCUCCUUUGUCUCCUGUGUGUAUCCCAUGCAGGAAUCUUCAGAUGUAUCCAAGACAAAUGUUAAUAUUUUCUUAUAAUUCAAUGUACUAUAUGUGUAGUGCUGUCAAGCUUUUAACAAUUAAUUUGAAAUAAAAUAACAUUUGAAUUAAAGUGA
Messenger RNA from Alosa alosa (allis shad), 2681 nucleotides. Its product is annotated as hyaluronan-binding protein 2-like. NCBI's taxonomy places the organism in Eukaryota, Metazoa, Chordata, Actinopteri, Clupeiformes, Clupeidae. Gene Ontology annotation, molecular function: calcium ion binding; serine-type endopeptidase activity. Gene Ontology annotation, biological process: proteolysis. The transcript has 17 exons. The record is from RefSeq and is a predicted model, not a curated record. Bases 713 to 2422 code for a protein of 569 amino acids.